This is a messenger RNA of Mesorhabditis spiculigera, 774 nucleotides long. The record is from the annotation of a GenBank genome assembly. NCBI's taxonomy places the organism in Eukaryota, Metazoa, Nematoda, Chromadorea, Rhabditida, Rhabditidae.
AUGGGGUUCGAGGAAGCUGUUGAGUUCUGUAAAAACAUGGAAAUGAGCGUAGCCUCCAUAAUUGAUGGCGACGAAGCGUUUAGGGCGAACAAUCAAGCCUUGCAAAAGAGCAAUUCGACACUGAUCUGGCUCGGCGGAAAUUACACUGGUUCGCAACUUGUCUGGAACGACGGUCAUAAUUCUACGUUUCAGCAUUUUGAAAUAGCGCCCCCUGAUGCCGGCCAGGUCGUCAUGCGGCGGCAAACUGGCAAAUGGACAACGGUCAGAGGCGGGAAGUUCCCGGUGGCAUGUAUGGGCGGAAACACGCCGACUCAUUGCACCUCAACGGUAUUUGUGGGCCAUGAGGUUCCGCCAUGCGAUCCGGAAUGGUUAGAAUCGGCACAUUUGAAGGUUUCACCUGGGCGGAGGCUCGAACGAAAUGUGAGCAUCUCGGCGUAUUCAGAGCUGACGACCCAGUACUUACGAGAUCCGGCCGUGAACGCGUUUUCGGACCAGGCUGGAGCGUGGAUUGGUGGGAUAAGGGUCGGCUCUGAGAAGCCGAUCUUUAAAUGGGUCGAUGGUACCGUGUGGGACUACGAAAACUGGGCACAUGGUCAGCCAAAUGACAGUCCGGGUCCCCAGAACUUUCUACAGAUCUACACGGCUCGAUUCAAUUAUAGCCAAACCGCAACCAACCACCAUUCACUCUACCUAAACAGAUGGAACGACAUCCACGACGUCGUCGGCUUCAGCGCCAUUUGCAAGAUGGAAUCAAAAUAUGCGGAUAACCUAAGC